AUUUGUCACUCUAUAAACUACAGCCAUGGGAUCAAGGCUCUAUCCCGCAGCGAUCCUCAUCCUCCAUUGCCUGAUGUUGCUCCUCGUCAAGGUGGACAGCAGAGGUAACCAGAACCACACCCAGAUGGACAGACAGCGUCAUCUGCGAGCACACAAUCUGCACAGGCCUCCAUACGAGGGAUACGAUUGGCACAAACACUUUAACCGAGAUGCGGAACCAAAGGCGGCAGUUGCAAAGGAGAAGGAAGAGUCGACUUUCAAACGCAGAUCAGGCCAUUUCAAAAAGAUGGAGCAAAAAGCUAGGGAUAUUUCGAACUGGAGCAGAGCUCGGAGCGCGUACCAAAAGGAGACGGCAGAGCUGGAGAAAUGGGGUCAAGCUAAGAAUAUUACUGACGACGAACUGAAGGCAUUCUUUGACGGGGAAAUUUCUACCAAAGACAAGUACAGAUUAUUUGGGGACAUUCAAACCGUUGUCCAGAUCCUGAAAGAGGUGAAGAAAAAGGGAGCUGUAACCGAAAAAGAGAGAGCAAUGAUAACACCGGAUCUGAUACCAUUGAUCCUAAGAUUCGGCCGCAUGUUUGAAAGGGAAUUCGCCAAGAACACAAAUGCCUCCCAAGCCUUGCAGAUCCUUGUUAAUGAGGUUCAAAAAUCUAAGAGCCGGAAGAUGAGACACAAGAGUUCCAGAAGGUAUUAUCGCUAAGUGGUAAUUAAAUUGGCUAUGCCUGUGGCAAUUUCGUUUGUAAUUUACACACUAAAAGGUCUGUUAAUAAAUCGAAUAACAAUCA
This is a messenger RNA of Drosophila simulans, 785 nucleotides long. RefSeq lists its product as uncharacterized. Lineage: Eukaryota; Metazoa; Arthropoda; Insecta; Diptera; Drosophilidae. The transcript has 4 exons. Bases 26 to 700 code for a protein of 224 amino acids. The record is from RefSeq and is a predicted model, not a curated record.